UAGGAGGAGGAAAGGGCUCGGACAUGGCGAGAAACAGCACUGGCCCGUCUGCUAGAGAUCGGUAAUAUUUUAUUGUAUUUCUAAAACCCGAGAGGCCUUACAAAAACCAAUAAAACCCAACCCUGGCACAAAAACAUACAAUAGAUCAAUGGACUGAAUGAAGACUGCUUACAACGCCUAUAGAUGUCUGGCCAAGGAGCUGGAUGCUUACGCCAUGAACCCAGAGAUGACAAUGGACAGCAUUGGCAGUCUGCAUGGCGGAGUAAGCCAUGAGCAGGAUUUGAUGAGCAGUCACAGCCCCCAUCACGAUCGGAGCACUGGGGCUUCUUUAAGGAUACAUCAGGACUUAGCUGCUGCUUCUUCACGAUCCGCUAUGGUUUCCAGUAUGGCUACGAUGCUGGACGGGGCUGGAGACUACCGCCCGGAGUUGUCUCUCCCGCUCCACCAUGCAAUGAGUAUGCCCUGCGACACAUCCCCACCUGGUAUGGGCAUGAGCGGCACCUACACCACUUUAACUCCACUCCAGCCCCUGCCACCCAUCUCUACCGUUUCAGACAAAUUCCACCAUCCGCACCACCACCACCAUGCCCACCACCAGCGUCUCUCUGGGAACGUAAGUGGGAGCUUUACCCUGAUGCGGGACGAAAGGGGGUUACCAGCAAUGAACAAUCUCUACAGUCCCUAUCAUAAGGAAAUGACAGGGAUGGGUCAAAGCUUAUCCCCCUUGGUCAACAGCCCCCUUGGCAAUGGUUUGGGCUCCAUCCAUAACACCCAGCAAAGCCUCCACAACUAUGGCGCACAUGGGCACGACAAAAUGCUCAGCUCAAACUUCGACGCCCACACUGCCAUGCUGGCCAGAGGGAACCAGCCCCUCUCAAGGAGCCUUAGUGUCCCUUCGGCGGGUAUGAUGCCACAUUUGAACGGAAUGCAUCACACUGGUCAUCCAGGCCACCCUCAAUCUCACGGGCCCGUGUUGGCUUCCAGCCGGGAAAGGCCGCCCUCCUCCUCGGAAACUCAAGGUAAUAACUCGGGGCAGUUAGAAGAAAUCAACACCAAAGAAGUGGCACAAAGGAUCACUGCGGAACUCAAGCGGUACAGCAUCCCCCAGGCUAUCUUCGCCCAAAGGGUGUUGUGUCGCUCACAGGGGACCCUUUCAGACCUCUUAAGAAACCCCAAACCUUGGAGUAAACUUAAAUCUGGAAGGGAGACCUUUAGAAGAAUGUGGAAAUGGCUGCAGGAACCCGAGUUCCAGAGGAUGUCAGCCUUAAGGCUUGCAGGAGGUUACUGUAAACAAGAUGAGGCAUCUCAGCGACUUAUGUUCUCUGCAUGCAAACGCAAAGAACAAGAUACAAGCAAAGAAAGGAGCAUUACACCAAAGAAAUCCCGUUUGGUUUUCACUGACCUCCAGCGCAGAACACUUCUCGCCAUCUUCAAGGAAAACAAGCGCCCCUCCAAGGAGAUGCAGAUCACAAUCUCUCAACAACUGGGCCUCGAACUGACCACGGUCAGUAACUUCUUCAUGAAUGCCCGGAGGCGGAGCUUGGACAAAUGGAUGGAUGAAGGAAGCCCAGGGGCCUCUUCCUCAACCUCCAGCACUUGUACCAAAAUAUGAUUGAGGACAGUGUACCAGAACAGGGCACGGUACCCGUCAACAACAUUUUUAAAUUUGCUUUAGAGGGGAUCUGUUCACUGGUGAAUAGCAGACACACACACACACACA
Molecule: messenger RNA, 1720 nt
Organism: Polyodon spathula (Mississippi paddlefish)
Lineage: Eukaryota; Metazoa; Chordata; Actinopteri; Acipenseriformes; Polyodontidae
Product: one cut domain family member 2-like
Exons: 3
Coding region: 158-1612 (484 amino acids)
Biological process (GO): regulation of transcription by RNA polymerase II
Cellular component (GO): nucleus
Molecular function (GO): DNA-binding transcription factor activity, RNA polymerase II-specific; RNA polymerase II cis-regulatory region sequence-specific DNA binding
Source: RefSeq, a predicted model, not a curated record